Molecule: messenger RNA, 1059 nt
Organism: Acanthaster planci (crown-of-thorns starfish)
Lineage: Eukaryota; Metazoa; Echinodermata; Asteroidea; Valvatida; Acanthasteridae
Product: neuropeptides capa receptor-like
Biological process (GO): G protein-coupled receptor signaling pathway
Cellular component (GO): plasma membrane
Molecular function (GO): G protein-coupled receptor activity
Source: RefSeq, a predicted model, not a curated record
AUGUACAGCUCAGGGGACACCACCGUGAUCUGUGUCAUCAUGCCUCUCAUCCUCACCGUCGGCUUUUUUGGGAAUGGUGCGUUCCUCCUCGUGGUAGCUCGCGUCGAGUGGAUGCGACAGGUGUCGUCCAACUCCUACCUCGCGUGCCUAGCGGUCGUAGACAUCACCUUUGUCGCCGUGGCUGUCGCGGGUAAGUUGUCCCGUUUCCUGUCCUCCCCUGUCGUCACGGACGAGUCCAUCUUGGGAGUGCCGGGCUGUGUGCUCUUGUACUUUGUGUCUGACCUGUGUUUUUAUGUGUCACUGUUCCUGAUCACUCUGCUCUCUAUGGAGCGGUACUCUGCCGUGUGCAAGCCCUUCUCGUUCCGGAGCAGCUCCGAUGGAAGGAAAAGGGUGGUGGGUCGAAUUGUGUGGUGCUGGGUCAUCAGCGCAUCGGCUGCCUGUCUCCUCAUCCCGGACAGGUUGGAGUGGGAUGAGUCAUGUAUCACCUGGUCCCCGCCUGAAGAGUUUGAUCAACUGCCCCGGAUCACAGGGAGCUGUACGUCGGUGGUCGCGUGGUAUUUCAACUUCUCCAACUGCGUUCAGGUGGUGCCGUUCUUUGCGACGAUGUUUGUUAACUUCUCGGUCUACGUACUGAUCGCCAGGAAGCUCCGACAGCAGGCACGCACGCGUCAAAGACUAAGCAGCGAGAUUGCCCUUGAACAAGCCCAAAUUAGGGAUCAAAUCACGCGGAUGCUGAUCAUCAACGGUACUACCUAUUUCGUUUUCUUGAUGCCUUUCGAGGCACUAGCACUUGGUCUAGCCAUCAAGAGACUUACCGGUACACCAUCAGUUCUUACCGAGGACCAGUUCUCUCUUACGCUCAAUAUUUGCCGCUGCUUGCUUUACACCAACUCUGCAGUAAAUCCAUUCAUAUACACGCUGACGAGCCCGGCAUACAGACGGGCGUUUGUAGAGGGACUGUGCCCGUCCAAGUGUCCAAGAGGUUCGUCUCAAAAUCUCAUCGGAAUGUCAAACAUCCAAACAAAAGCUAGACUGGACAGCGAAAGACGGCUGCAGUGA